This is a messenger RNA of Anguilla anguilla (European eel), 4689 nucleotides long. RefSeq names its product A-kinase anchor protein SPHKAP-like. The record is from RefSeq and is a predicted model, not a curated record. Gene Ontology annotation, molecular function: protein kinase A binding. The transcript is spliced from 10 exons. Bases 565 to 4563 code for a protein of 1332 amino acids. Gene Ontology annotation, cellular component: cytoplasm. Lineage: Eukaryota; Metazoa; Chordata; Actinopteri; Anguilliformes; Anguillidae.
ACUACCGGCCAAUCACAAAACGACCCUUGCAAAUAUGAUAAAAACGUAGGCUAUAAUGUUGUGUGAUUACGGACGUCUAAAAACUCCUUUUUAUGACAGAUUACUCAGACUUCCGUCAGAAAAUUAUUUUGUCUACAAUGACCUAGGCUAAUAAUGUAAAAUCCAAGAUGUUGCCAACAUCAGCUAUGUUAUUUUAAACAUCCAGCUCAGUAUUUGGGAGAAUGAAUUCGAUUUUGACUUAAAUUUUAUUUUUUUUUGGGAGGGUGGUGCGACAUUGCCUUUGCGUGCCAGAAAGCCCACACAGGUGUAGCGUGACUCUCGGUGUUAUUGUCAAGAGCCGCUGCGUUGAAGACUGCCUGCCAUUCGUCCAUUAGAGGUCGCGUUGCCAGGUACUGCACAGCGGCGCGAGUACUAGAACAUCCUUUCGGACGGCGAUACCUGUACAGACGAGCCACAAACACAAAGCCGUCCCUCCUCCGUAACAGAGAAUGUAAUUGAAUAUCUUUCCGUUUGACCGGAAGGCUGGAGCGACUCUCUAAGCAGAGUGAUUUACGCCUCUCGGCCAUGUUAGAGGUCUCCGAACCUCCCCACACUGAGGGGCUGGGCACGGAGACGAACCUGGGAACUUCAACCACUGCCUGUAAAAAGGUGCAGUGCAGCGGCGGUCCGCUGGACUCCGCUGACUUCUGGUCGAGGAACGAGAAGGAGCUCUGCCGAAUCGGCUUCCUGGAGGAACGCGGCGCGGGCCGCCGUGCCGAGGUCUGUUUUGUGAACCUGGAGCAGCAUGAUCUCACUCAAAAGGAUGGUGACAGGUGGACCAAGGUGUUAGCGUCCAUCUCUCCAUCCUUGCCGGAACUCGUCUUCUCCGAGGAUAUGCAGCAUCUUCAGGAGAGUGAGGUCAUGCUCCUGAGCGACCUGCAGUCUCCCAAGACCUGUCCGUCUGGCUCCGCCUCCCACCAAGGCCAGAGAGCCGCCAGCGUCUGUCUGGUUCGCGGUGCGGGCAGCCGCCGGCCCGACGGCGUGGCCCGCGAGGUGAACCGGUUCCUGACCGGCCUGGCGUCGGCCCGAGAGCGGCAGAGCGGCGGCGGCGGCGGCGGCAGUGGCCUGCCGGGCCGACGGGCCGCGGAGGACGCCGAGCUCUCGCUGUCCUCUGUGGAAGAAGACUUCCUGUCCACUUCAGAACACCUGGGGGAGAGCGGUGAGGGGGACCCCCUCCAAACAGAUUGUGGCAGUGGAAGCAUCACAGAGACUCUGCAGAGCAGGGCGGGCCCAUCGGAGCCCAGCGACAGCCAGGCGCCCUCUGCCGUGACCCCUGACCUCCUCGUCCCCUCCCUGUCGCAAACAACUGUGACCGGCGAGGACCACGAGGCGGCCCCCUUCUCCCAGUCCCGCUCCUUCAAGCUCCCCAAAAUCAUCAUCAUGCAGAGCACGGACAGCGACGAGGGGAUGGAGGACCGGCCGGGGUCCCCGACCGCGCCGGGACAGGGCCUGGCGCCUCGCUCCUCGUGCCCCUGCCCCGAGCUCCCGCCCUUAGUGUGCGCUGCCGCCGCCGCCGCCGCCACCGCCGCCACCUCCGGCCGGCCCUGGCUCCGCGGCCCCGCCUCCCCGCUGCUGAGGCCCUUCGGCGAGCGGCAGGACUUCUCCCUGUUCCCCGCCCUGUGCGGGGUGGCGCAGGUGGCGGGCGCGGUGGCCCUGGCCGACCUGGCCGACGCGGACGCCGCCGCCGGCGCGGAGGCGUUCCGCGCCAACGUGGCCCGGACGCUCCUCGGGGAGGCCGCCGCCGUCCUGUGCCGGCGGGACGCCCGGGGGAGUGCGGCGGACCACCCGCGGUCCGACGGCGGCGACGGCAGCGCGAACGACGCCGUCCCAGGAACGGACGUCCCGCUCCGGGGCCGCCGGAGGGCCGACCGCUUCGCCCGCGCGGUCGCCGAUGGCAUCUGGGAGCGCGCAGCGAAGAGCGUCGCGGCGAAGGAGGGACCGGAAGGCCCCGGCGGAGACGUCUCCAGAGUGCAGGACGCUCUGCUGGAGAGCGUCAACGGCGUGCUGUUCGACGUCCUGCGCAUCACGGCGAAGAGAAUCGCCGACGUUUCGGCGCACAACGUGGACACGCUUCUCAGACAGGAGAGUGGAAUUCACCCCGGAGACCGAGGGCCUUCGAAAAGGUCAAGUGGGGAAACUUCGAUCCAGUUACUGCCGCUCCCUGCGUCAGGGCUGGCCGAUACCGGGGGACAGAACAGUGCGUCUCGCUGUCGCGAUGGGCCGUCUGCCUUCUCAGUGAUGAAGAAGGAGGAAUGUUCCCAGGAGGAGGAGGAGGAGGGAGAGGUGAAAGAUGAAGACGCUGAAAUGCCAAGCUCACGCUGCCAGCACAAAGGCAGCGAUCGCCUGGGAGCCGGUCAAGUUGAAGGGCCGUGCUCUCCUGUCAGCGGCCGCUCUAACCUGUCAGGGCAAGGGGGCGGGGGAAACACGGCUGAGGCCAAAAUCGAUUCGGCGAGCGAGAGAACGCCCCCCUGCUCGGACUCCGAGAGCUACCCCUCGGUCAGAGAGAGAACGGCGCCGAUCUCCGAGACUAAAUGCUCUCUGCUGCCCCCGCAGUUGGUCGUGAGAAGCGCGGCGCGCGGGGAGCUCGCGUCCCCCGUCUCCGGCUUCGCCGACGACCUGGCUGCCACAGUCGUCUCCAUGGCGACGGAGCUGGCGGCGAUCUACCUGGAGAACACCAGCGGGAAGCAGCCGUGGUUCUGCAGCAGCCUGAAGGGCCUGGCCUCCAAGGCUCCGCAGCGCCUCCUGCUGCCCUGCCGCGGCACUGCGGGAAGGAGAAAGGAGGCGCAGGGUGACGGCGGAGGCGGCGGUGGCGGCGUUUCGGCAGUCGCCAAGAAGCACCGCCCGCCACGUCUGAGCGAGAUCCGGCGCAAGGCGGAGGAGCAGCCGGAGCUCAUGGAGAGGCUGGUGAACCGGGUGGUGGACGAGACCGCGGUCCCAGACGAGCCCCCGGACGCCGCGUCAGCGUCCGCGGUCGCCGCCAAGGUCGCGACCUGUCCCGAGCUCAGCGUGGUGGACACGUCCGCCGACGACCAGCCCCGCGGCCGGCCGGGGCGCGGGCGUUCGGGGGCAGAGAGGGCGGCCGGUCAAGGAGGCGUCCCGGAGGAGGUCGACGACAACCCCUCCGCUGCCCUGGGCCCGGCCGACCGCCUGGGCCAGGACCUGAGCCGCAGCGGUUCCAUGUCGAAGCAGUCGAGCUGCGAGAGCAUCACGGACGAGUUCUCCCGCUUCAUGGUGCAGCAGAUGGAGAGCGAGGGGCGGGGCUUCGACCUGCUGCUGGACUACUACGCGGGGAAGAGCGCCAGCGGCAUCCUGAGCGCGGCCGUGCAGCAGGCGGCCGGCAAGAGGAGCAACGGCCGCCUCGCCGUGCGGCCCGCCUGCGUCUCCAAGCAGUCGAGCACGGAGAGCAUCACCGAGGAGUUCUACCGCUUCAUGCUCCGGGACCUGGACCUGGACCGGGAGGGCGGGGACCGCGGCGGCUCGUCCGGGGCCAAGGAGUGGAGCAACACCCUGCUGCCUCCGUCCCCCAGGACCCCCUUCUGCGUCCGCCAGUCGUCCGUGCCGGACCGCCGCUCGUCCGACUCCAGGCUGACCGUGAACGCGCCCGUCAAGGCCAACUCCUUCGACGACUUCGGCCGGAGCGGCCGCCGGGACGCCCCGGGCGUCCUCCCCGCGGGGUCGCCCGCGGAGACGACGGGCCUGUGCAGGUCGGACUCGUGCCUCUACCGGGGGCGGGGCCAGACGGACCGCGUCACGGACGCGCUGAUCCACGAGACCUGGCGCGGCUCGAUCGAGUCCCUGAUGCGCAAGAACAAGAUCAUCGGCGACGAGCCGGAGGACGCGGACGUGGCGGACGCGGCGGACGCGGCGGACGGGCCCGGGGGCCGGCGGCCGCACGUCGAGCUCUUCGCCAGCCGCCUGGUGGCGGACAUCAUGGAGAGCGGGAAGUCGUCGCUGGGCGGCCGGCGACCCGCCUCCGUGGGCGAGAGGAGGCGGUGCUUCAGGGCCAAGGCGGAGUUUGACUGGAGUGGGCGGGGCCAGGGAGGAGACUCCACCCCUCCACGGGGCUCCAGGGACGUGCCGCAGAUUCACAUACAGGACGACCAGAGGGGGCAGCUCGACGAGGACGGUCCCCGCUGCUCACCGGAGGAGACUCCACAUUCGCCGAUGAGCAGGGAAACCUGGGACCUGGGCGAUUCUGCUAAAGAUUGCCUGGAGAAUGGAGAAGCAGGGGGCAGUGGCAGUCAGAUGGAGUUGUUGGUGAUGAACUUUGACCUGGGCGGGGAGUGCGUAGACGGGAACCUUCGAGCGACACUGCAGUGGAUUGCUGCGACAGAGCUGGGCCUGCCAGCCAUCUGUUUUCAGAAAGCUCCAGGGAGAACGGACAAGUUCCAGGAGGUGGUGCAGCUCGUGACCCGGAGGGGCUGGACUGUGGGCCGCCUCUUCUGCGCUGUGGUGCACUUCUGUGAGGCGCAAGAGGCAAGGGCCGACUUUAUGGACUGGCUGUUGGAAAGACUCCGCCCCUGAUACAUUUACAUAUUACAUAAGACUCCGCCCCUGAUACAUUUACAUAUUACAUAAGACUCCGCCCCUGAUUCAUUUACAUAUUACAUUAGACUCCGCCCCUGAUACAUUUACAUAUUACACAAGACU